Molecule: messenger RNA, 252 nt
Organism: Brugia pahangi
Lineage: Eukaryota; Metazoa; Nematoda; Chromadorea; Rhabditida; Onchocercidae
Source: the annotation of a GenBank genome assembly
AUGGAUGAAUUUGAUGAAGAUAUUGAACUUAUGCGAGAUGGUAUCAUUACUAUUGAAAGUUCAUCGUGGAAUGCUACCACAGAGAUAGACAGAAUUCUGCUAAACGGACUUUUAGAGGAAGGAUAUAUCAAUGAAACAAUGCUGCCAUGGAACAGUGGUCGACCAAUUGUGAUUCGAGUUUUUUGGGUAGUCAGGGCUCAGAAUUUUGCACAACUUCUCGGCUUUGAAGUCUUGCAAGAAAUAAUGUUGUAA